This is a messenger RNA of Panicum hallii, 768 nucleotides long. Its product is annotated as cyclin-B1-2-like. Lineage: Eukaryota; Viridiplantae; Streptophyta; Magnoliopsida; Poales; Poaceae. The record is from RefSeq and is a predicted model, not a curated record. Gene Ontology annotation, biological process: proteasome assembly. The coding region runs from base 94 to 516 and encodes 140 amino acids. The transcript is spliced from 4 exons. Gene Ontology annotation, cellular component: cytoplasm; nucleus.
CCAGACCCAAGGGCGCAAGGCCUACCCUUUCUUCCCCGCAAAGAAAGAAACGAAGAGCAGCAGCGGAACGAGAGAGAAGCAGCAGCAGCGACGAUGGCGAGCGGCGGCAUGAAGAGGGAGAUCAGCGAGACCCACGACGCCCUUCGCUUCGGCAUCAACGCCGGCGUCAAGGCCGACCUCGCGCCGCCGCACCCGCUCCAGUCCACCAUCCAAUCGGAGGCCAAGUUCUGGGCGGACAAGAAGAAGUUCGGGACGGAGGCCAUCUACGGAUCCGCCUUCAACAUUCGCAAGGAUCUCGAUGCCCAAAUCCUCUCCAGGUUUCAAAGGCCCCCUGGUGCUUUGCCAUCAUCUAUGCUAGGAUAUGAGGCACUGACAGGUUCCUUGGAUGAUUUUGGAUUUGAAGAUUAUCUUAACAUGCCUCAAGAUUCUGACAGUUUCCGUCAACCUGACAUGCACCAUGGAAUGGAGGUUCGCCUUGGCUUGUCCAAGGGACCUAUCUGCCCUAGCUUCAAUUGAUCCAUCCAUGUAGUCCUGCAGUACAUUGUGCGCCAGUCCAGUACAUCGGUCAAUAGACCAUAUUAUCAUGGUGAAAAGUGAAAACCGAUGAGCCUUGCACCUGUUCAGUGUUCAGUGUAAUGUUUCAGUCAACACCGAAUUUAGUUCUUAUCCUAUUUGAACUUACAUUUGAUGGUUGGUCUGCCUCUGUGAAUCUACGUGUUUCAGCUUGUCGACAAAAUUUCUCAGCUUGUACUCCACUUAUUUGAUCUA